UGGACGCUCCAAUCGAUACGACCAAACCACGCUUUACAGCCAACCAGAUCCAAUCACCAACAUGCCCCCCAAGAAGACUUCCAGCGCCGGCGGCAAGAAGAAGGUCUCUCCUUACAACCUGUACAUGAAGGAGCAGCUGGCCAAGCUCAAGACGAGCCACCCCAACCUCAGCCACAAGGAGCGCUUCCAGCAGGUCGCCAAGGACUGGGCUAAGUCUCCCGCCAACCCCAAGAACAAGAAGUGAACGGAGCGCGAUUAACGCGUCAAGCUGGCCGAUGCCUCCCACCAUCGCGUCCAUGCUAUCCACCGUCUCGUCUCGACCCUUGUCCCGAAGCUAUCUUGUUCCUUCCCCCCGCGCUUCCUGCCGACGCUUUUGUCCCUGUCUCUCCCCAAUGAUGUAGCGAACGCGACCUCAAAUUAGCCAAAGGGAUCGAUCCUCGCGAUCACACUCGCUACUCGCAGCGUGCCCCUCGCUGGCCCUUCCUG
Molecule: messenger RNA, 486 nt
Organism: Jaminaea rosea
Lineage: Eukaryota; Fungi; Basidiomycota; Exobasidiomycetes; Microstromatales
Exons: 3
Coding region: 62-244 (60 amino acids)
Biological process (GO): multicellular organism development
Source: RefSeq, a predicted model, not a curated record